Portunus trituberculatus (swimming crab) is the source of this 2102-nucleotide messenger RNA. It is a transcript of the gene Dak1, whose product is annotated as UMP-CMP kinase 1-like. Bases 262 to 879 code for a protein of 205 amino acids. The record is from RefSeq and is a predicted model, not a curated record. The transcript is spliced from 6 exons. Gene Ontology annotation, cellular component: cytoplasm; nucleus. Gene Ontology annotation, molecular function: ATP binding; UMP kinase activity. Lineage: Eukaryota; Metazoa; Arthropoda; Malacostraca; Decapoda; Portunidae. Gene Ontology annotation, biological process: UDP biosynthetic process; 'de novo' pyrimidine nucleobase biosynthetic process; CDP biosynthetic process.
AGUACUUGCAUUACGUUGUCAAAUGUCCGUAGUCCGUACCUUACUUUUGACAGGUAAUGGCAGGCCGGCAAGCCAACGUGUCUCUUAUUUUUAAGUGAACUGUUGUUUGCAGCGCCUGCAGGGAGCUGUGAAGGAGCUGGGCUACCAAGGAAUACGUCCUCCUUCAGCUGCAUGCAAUAAGUGGCCGAGAAAGGGUGUAAAAAGAGGUGAAAUAGGGUUGUUCACCCGAGUGCCGUACUAGCUUACGGCCGACCAAGGUUUAUGGUUGUAUCGUGGGUCUCUCGGACAGUACAUUCACUUGUCAUGGCUGCUAAGUACAAUGUAGUGUUUGUACUUGGAGGACCCGGUGCUGGCAAGGGGACUCAGUGUGCCAAGAUUGUGGAGAAAUUUGGAUAUGUGCAUCUCUCAGCGGGUGACUUGCUGCGGGAAGAGCGAGCCAAAUCAGGUAGUGAGUAUGGUGAGCUCAUUGAUGGCCACAUUAAGAAUGGUACCAUUGUCCCAGUGGAGAUCACGUGCCGUCUCUUGGAACGUGCAAUGAAGAAUUCUGAGAAAAAUGACUUCCUCAUUGACGGCUUUCCACGAAAUAAGAAUAAUUAUGAGGGAUGGAACAAAGAAAUGGGUGACAAAACUGAUCUCAAAUUUGUUUUGUUCUUCACAUGUCCUCUUGAGGUGUGCACCCAGCGCUGUCUGGAUCGAGGAGCAGCUGGGUCUGGGCGCACCGAUGACAACAUUGAGUCUUUGAAGAAACGUUUUGACACCUACAUGAAUGCCACUAUGCCUAUCAUUGAGCACUAUGAAAGCAAAGGUCUGGUUAGAACCAUUGAUGCCACAAGGGAUGUUGAUGAGAUUUUUGACGAAGUUUCAAAGCUUUUUGCAUAAAUUUCUCCACUGAUCACACUACCAAAAUAGAUCAAAAUGUUGAAGACUAGCAUGCUGGCAUCUUAUGUCCAUGACAUUACAAAAGAGACUGGAAAUAAGAAACAUAUAUAAGUAACUUUCUUUUGCCAAUAAGAUCAAACUAUGAACUAAGGAACCUUGUUGUAGUAGUCUCCAUCAAUUCCACAAGUGAACUAUUCAGAAGGGCUUCUCGCUAUGCCUGAUGCUUGGAGUGGUGACUUUGAUUGGAACAGCAACAAUUUUACACAUGGGUGAUAUCAGCUUGUCAUUUUUAUUAUGCAGUUGAACAUCAGUGAUCCACUUCAUUACUCUGCAUUAAGUAUCUGAUGGGGAGAUGCAGGAUAGCAGUAGUAUUAGCCAUACUUGAAGGCUUUAAGUGAUGCCAGGAAAGGGCCCUCAGGAACAGCUCCACCAGGUACUAUAUUUAUUCCAUCAGGUUAAUGGUAACUUUAAGUGGAAACCAGUAUUGCUUAAUAUACUUGUAAUUUCAUAACUUCAGGUACAUGUAAGUUCCUUUACCAAUUGUUAAGUCUUAAUAUUUAUAUGUAGUAUAGGGCUGUCAUGCAUGUCGGCUAGCCUAAUGAAUUUUUAUCCUCAGUUGGCACCACUGAGGCUGUGAAAUGAAUACCAAGAUUUAACUAUCUUACUCUCAGUCAUUAUUGGAAGCUGUCAUUCCAGGCUUACCCACAGGAAACCAGAUUAGUAUAUACGUAUUGUUACUCAUAUACACUCCUGUGUUUAUAAGAAAACCACUUUCUUUGGAUGUUUUGCAUCAUAUGAAUCAAAGUAUAUAUAUAUAUAUAUAUAUAUAUAUAUAUAUAUAUAUAUAUAUAUAUAUAUAUAUAUAUAUAUAUAUAUAUAUAUAUAUUGUUUGAAAACAAAUUGUCACAUGAAAAAUCUGAUUUUAUUCACAGAUGUACCUACCUAUUUUUAAUAAUUUUAAUCAUGACAUACUCUUUUUAUUGUUGUGCUCUUUAGCAAAUUUUCAUUGUACUCUCAUUUUUUGCUGUUGAUGUGAAUUGCUGAGAUUACUGGUAACACUCUUGUAAUUCCAUAUUUAUGAUGAGAGGAUGUUUAACAAUAAUAAACAUAUGAGGCAUUCAGAACAAAUUGGAUAUUACACAAUUCAAGAUUAAGUUACAGUAACUGUUAUUUAUAGUCAUACACAAUCUUUUAUUUGAGUGUUAAUAUAUUUGUUGAAAAAU